Molecule: messenger RNA, 954 nt
Organism: Penicillium verhagenii
Lineage: Eukaryota; Fungi; Ascomycota; Eurotiomycetes; Eurotiales; Aspergillaceae
Product: sterol desaturase family protein
Exons: 3
Coding region: 1-954 (317 amino acids)
Biological process (GO): lipid biosynthetic process
Molecular function (GO): iron ion binding; oxidoreductase activity
Source: RefSeq, a predicted model, not a curated record
AUGGAUAUCAUCCUAGAUAUCCUCGACACCUUCGUCUUCGACCGGUGCUAUGCUUCCCUCCUACCGGAUCCAUCGUUCGGCAACAAUUCCUCCACCUGGGACUUUAAAACACCGGUCAAUCAACAUGUCGGUGUAUAUUAUCCAUUGCAAGCAUCCGAAUUGGCCUACGCAAGUCUCUGGAAACGAGACUAUGUCCUCAGACAGGGCGUGUCGUUUUUCCUAAUUGCAUUAAUAUUCGCCUGGCUACUAUACCUCGCCGGCAGCUUCAUCCUCUACCACACAAUGUUCGACAAAAGAAUGCUCCAACACCCGCGCUUCCUCCCCAAUCAAAUCUCCCAAGAAAUCGCCCAAGGCAUGUCCUCCAUCCCCGUGAUAUCCCUCCUCACAGCGCCCUUCUUCGUCGCCGAGAUAAGAGGUUUCUCAAAAUUGUACGAUUUCAGCUCCGAGUCCCCCUUCUGGGGCUACACGCUGCUGCAGUACCCGCUUUUCAUCCUGUUCACUGAUUCCGGGAUCUACUGGAUUCAUCGCGGCUUGCAUCACCCGCUGGUGUACCGGUGGCUGCAUAAGCCGCAUCAUAAGUGGGUGGUGCCGACGCCGUAUGCUAGUUAUGCGUUUCACCCGUUGGAUGGGUGGGCGCAGAGCUUGCCGUAUCAUGUUUUCCCGCUUCUGUUUCCGCUGCAGAAGUGUGCUUAUCUGGGACUGUUUGUGUUUGUUACGUUGUGGACUGUUUUGAUUCAUGAUGCCGAGUACUUGUCUACUUCUAAGAUUAUUAAUGGUGCGGCGUGUCAUACCAUGCAUCAUUUGCACUUCAAUUAUAACUAUGGGCAGUACAUUACCUUAUGGGAUCGUAUUGGAGGGACAUACCGUAUCCCCGAGGAGGAUGCUUUCAAAAUGAAGCAGAAUGAAGAAGACAAGGCUACAAAGGCCGCAAAAGCUUUGAAGAAAGAUAUGUGA